ACUUUGAAUUCAAAAUAGACUACUUGUUUACCACGCAUUAUGGAUCACGUGCCGGUCGUAUGUAUUGAUAUACAGUGCCUCUCCUGCGUGAAAAUAUUUACCGAUUUCCAAUUAGUUCUCCGUACAUCUUCGUGUUCGUCGCUAUUUUGAGCCACUCGAUGUACUUGGUCAUGUGAAAUGAUGACUGAGACGAAAACUAGUGUGGCGUUGCUCGCAUUGUUGCUCAACGUCUAUCUGAUAUUUGCUGACUUCUUUUAUAUCUUAACCUUCAGUCCGAAUAAUGAUUGCACGUCACUGACAUUGAAUUAUGUCACACCACCCGAAUUGAUACCCAAAAGCUACAAAGUUAAUCUUAUAAUAAUGGAUGAUCAAAAAGUCAAAGGGGAGACCAAUAUAAUAAUUGAAAUAACCAAAACAUGUUGGUUCAUAAGUUUGCACGCAGAUAAUCUGAUAAUAUAUGAUCCAACGAUAAAAUCUCUGAAAAAAGUCUUUAACAAAACGAUCGAACAGAAUGAGACAUACUUCCCAUUUGGCUAUGAUUAUUGUAAGAAAACGGGCAAUCUCGUUAUAUUCUUCAACAAGCCGUUGCUUGGAUAUUACGAACUACAUAUGAAACACAUAGGCGUCAUAGACGACACCUUCGGAUUGGUCCGAAUAAAAUCAAGCAAAGAAGAAAAUGCAACGUGGUCAUACUUGACGAUAUUUGAACCGAUCGGAGCUCGACGUGUGUUUCCUUGCUGGGACGACCCGUCAUUCAAAGCGGUCUUCAACAUCUCCGUCGUACAUUCGUCUGAAUAUAAUGUUUACUCUAAUAUAAUGAAAAAAACACAGACGAUAGGACAUACAACAAGAUGUACGAAAUUUAAUUCUACAUCUCCAACGGCCACCUACCUCUUGACAAUCGCUAUUAUCCCAUUCAACGAUAUAUAUUGGUUACAUAAUCUAACAUGGCUACAUGAUGUCAAAAACAUUGCUCAAACGGCCGGAGUAUUAUUAACGCGGUAUAUAAGCAACUUUUGGAAUUGCAAUUCGCAAUUGCAACUAUUGACGUUUAAGCAUCUCCCCAAGAAAGUCGUGGGAAGCUGGCAAUUGGCAUUUUUCAGAGAAAAAGAUGUUAUGUACGAUAAAAACGUCGAUUCUUCCGGUCGCUUAAUCGACGUGUCGAGGACGAUAGGAAGCGGAAUGACACGACUAUAUAUCAAAAGCUUAGUCAACCCAAGUAAAUUUAUUCAUCUGUGGUUCAGCAGGGCGCUUGAGUCGUAUUUCAGUUACAAGAUCCUCGAAGACAUGGACUUUACAGAACAAAUAAUGCAACUGUUUGUGGUACAAGUACAAAUGCCUGCAAUGCAUAACGAUAUUAUUCUCGAUGUGCCAUCCAUUCUACACACAGAUGAUCCAUUUUACUCUAAUCUUAUUACCAAGAAAGCAUCCGCUAUAUUAAGAAUGUUGGAAUUUAUCGUUUCAAGACGAGUAUUCCAAAAAGCUAUUAACGAAUAUGUAAAUACAUAUAUACAUGGAUAUUCCGAGCCAAACGAUUUCUUCAAUAUCCUGUAUAGAAUGACGUACCAAUAUACGGACAUACCCCAACGUAACAUAACGAAAGCGCUACUUGUCUGGUUGUCGCAGAAAUAUUAUCCCACAUUGAUGAUUAAACAAAGUGACCGAAUCAACAUGAUAUAUGGAAGCAUUCUCGAAAGUAAAAUGAAUUGGCCGAUACUCGUGACUUAUGCUACACAGAGAGAACCUGACUUCCACCAAAACAUUCGUAGACUGUGGCUGAACAAUACGUUAUUGCAGUUGCAAAAUAAUAAUAUAAGUUUACAACACUGCAAGGAAGACGAAUGGUUUAUAAUAAAUGUACAACAAUUCGGUUACUAUCGCGUUCAUUACGAUACUAACAUAAUGAUAAAAAUUAUAAAAGUGUUAGAAACCGAUCAUAGGAAGAUACAUGCUUUGAAUCGUGCUCAGCUCAUCGAUGAUGGGUAUCAUUUUGUAAUGGAGAACAAAAUGAAUAGAUCGAAUUAUAUACAUUUGCUUCAGUACAUGAAGAAUGAGGUUGAUUUCAUAGUAUGGCACUCUAUGAUAAACGUCUUGCAGUAUAUGUCGCCUUUCUUCAACUAUCCAGAAAGUCAAGAAUUUAAGAAUGUAAUGGUGGAUAUCAUGUCUCAUGUUCUGAAGACGAUCGGAUAUGAUGAAGAUCCUAAAGAUGAUGAUAUGACAAAAGCAAUGCGUUCAUUACUUCAGCAUUGGUCCUGUAAACUUGGCUGUUUAGAAUGCAGAGAUUGGGCCAACAAAAAAUUGAUGGCACGCAUCAAUGAUAAAGAUAAAUAUCCACUGUGGUGGCAGGGCUGGAUAGCUUGCGCGGGCAUGAUGAGUAUAAGUUAUGAGGAUUGGUACACACUAAUGCAUUAUACACCCGACAGUAUGAAAUUGGGAAAAAAUCUAGCCUGUAACCAGGACGUUUAUAUGAUCUUGAUAUAUUUUAAAUACGUCAUCUUUGGAGACAAGUUUCAGUGGUCACAAGCGCAAAUAGCGCAGAUGGAGGAAUUAUAUCACGCCAUUGUGAAAAAUCAUGCGAGACAAAAGAAAAUGUUUGAUUCUAUUCUGGAAAGUGUCAACGAGACAUUCCCCUAUCUAUUGGGUAGGAACGAUAAAUUAGUUGAAAUAAUGAUGAAUGUGUAUUCCAAGUGCCCACUUCACAAGAUAAAGAUUUUCAUAAGCUCGGAAGGCAUAUUCCAAGACACAAAGCUGGAAUAUUUAAUAAUAUGGCGAGCCAAACAAGUAGAUAAAGAAAGAUAUAUGUUUGCAUAUCGUUUUACGUACAAUUUUACUCAUAAGUGUACGGCAUCUGAAUGCUGCUUCUAUCAUAAAAAAAUAUAAUAUAUUAUAUUAUUAUACG
Molecule: messenger RNA, 2899 nt
Organism: Harpegnathos saltator (Jerdon's jumping ant)
Lineage: Eukaryota; Metazoa; Arthropoda; Insecta; Hymenoptera; Formicidae
Product: aminopeptidase N-like
Exons: 13
Coding region: 178-2880 (900 amino acids)
Biological process (GO): proteolysis; peptide catabolic process
Cellular component (GO): cytoplasm; membrane
Molecular function (GO): zinc ion binding; peptide binding; metalloaminopeptidase activity
Source: RefSeq, a predicted model, not a curated record